This is a messenger RNA of Centruroides sculpturatus (bark scorpion), 2375 nucleotides long. Its product is annotated as F-box/WD repeat-containing protein 7-like. The transcript has 13 exons. The record is from RefSeq and is a predicted model, not a curated record. NCBI's taxonomy places the organism in Eukaryota, Metazoa, Arthropoda, Arachnida, Scorpiones, Buthidae. Gene Ontology annotation, cellular component: cytoplasm; nucleus. The coding region runs from base 354 to 2237 and encodes 627 amino acids. Gene Ontology annotation, biological process: proteasome-mediated ubiquitin-dependent protein catabolic process; ubiquitin recycling. Gene Ontology annotation, molecular function: ubiquitin binding.
CUCUAGCGACCGAAUUGAGAAACUCUGCAUACUCGAAGUUUGAUUUGGCAUGUAUUAACUUUAAAUUUAGCGUUGGAUGUGAAUGCAGUUUAUUGGAUUUUGUAGAAUGAAAUUUCGUAUGAUAUAUUUAAGAAUGCAGGUAUUGAGAAAAAUAGUAUCUUCUAGAAAAGAAUGCAGUGUCUUAAAGCACCAUUAUUAUUGAAUUCAAGAAGACGUUAUAUAAUAAAUAAGUUAAGUUGUGAUGAGAAAAUAAAAUAAAAUAUAAAUUUUUUUAAGGAUUUUUUUAAAAUUUUGAAUACAAAAGUGCAGUAAAAUAUUUAUGCAAACUUAUUUACAACAUGUAUAUAAUAUAAAUGAUGGAUAUAGACAGUUACAUAAUGCCACGUAAAUGUACAGAUCAUCUUCAUUCAAAACAAUUUUUCUAUCACCAGAGACAAAGUUUGAAAUGUUGUUAUUGUAAAUAUCCAAUAAUUGUUCGACAUAGCCGACAGUUAGAACACACAACUGUAGAAGAACUUUGUGACAAGAUUCUUUCGUGUAAUAUAAGACUUAACAAGAGACAUUUGCAGACAAGAAGUGCUAAAAGUGUUUCAGAUCUUUGUGCUAAUAUUGUUACAAGAGGAAUUGUUCAAGCUGCAAACAGAGAGUGUUUAUGUACGACAACAUAUUCAUCUAAAACUAUUGGAAUAGAUUCUUCGUUAUCAUCAGUAGAACUAAGAAGCAUCAUUUUUCCAAGGAAAUGUUUUAGUCUCCCACACUGUUAUAAACCUCAUUUAAAUUUAAACUGUGGUUGUGCACAAGAUGAAAAAUGUACACCAAAAUGGGAAAUUCGGGAAACAAACAAAACAGUAACAUCAGAAUCUGAAAUAAACCAUGUUAACAGUCAGAAAAGAAUUAAUCCAUCAGAAUUUAAAAUGAAAUUGGAUGUAAUGAAAAAAUGGUUUGGAGAAUUUAAUGAUGAACAGAAAAAUAUAAUGUUAAAGACCCUUAUGAGUCAGUGUGGUGCUUCUCAAAAUCACAUGUUAUCUGUAACGAUGACUCCAAUUAUGCAUCAGUUUUGUCCUCCAAAUUGUGAAGAUUUGUUAUCAUGGUUACCACAAAAUCUAGCUUUAUAUAUACUGUCUUUUCUUGAUACAGUUAGCCUUUCUAUGAGUGCUAUGGUUUGCAAAUCAUGGAAUGUAUUAGCAAGUGAACCGUGUUUGUGGCAAAGGUUUUGUCGCCAGCCUCAGUGGCAAUUAUCUCGUGCAGCUGAACAGAAACAGAUGAUUAAUUAUCGUCUUCCUAAUGGCGGAGUUGAUUGGAAACAAGCUUUUGCUGAAAGAUAUCGUUUGCAAAGAAACUGGUUAAAAGGAUAUUGUCAUGUUCGAACUUUCCAUGGACAUACUCAAGGUGUCUUUUGUGUUCAGUUUGAUGAUACCAGAAUUGUUAGUGGUUCUUCAGAUAAAACAAUAAAGGUCUGGAAUAUUCGUACUAAUAGUCCAUGGUCUGUAAUGACUUUAGUUGGCCAUUCUGGAACAGUUCGCUGUUUACAUCUUGAAGGAAAUAGACUUGUAUCUGGAUCGAGCGAUUGUACAAUUAAGGUUUGGGAUCUCAGUACGCAACAUACUUGGUCAAGUAUUGCCUGCAAAGUGACUAUGGUUGGACAUACUGAUACUGUACGAUGCCUUCAGGUUGAUGAUGAGAAAGUUGUUAGUGGAUCAUAUGAUUGCACAUUGAAACUUUGGGAUAUAAAAACUGGACAGUGUAAAGCAACACUUAGAGGUCAUGAAGGAGCAGUUCUUUGCUUGCAGUUUGAUGAUACUAAAAUUAUAUCAGGAUCAGGUGACAAAACUAUUAAGGUGUGGAAACAGAUUGAUGGACACUGUGUUUUAACACUUUGUGGCCAUCAAGAUGCAGUAACAUGCCUUCAAUUUGAUUCUUCAAAGAUUAUAAGUGGUUCUUUGGAUCGAACUAUUAAGUUUUGGAACAUAAAUACUGGCAAUUGUUUAAGUACAUUAGAUUGGAUGAAAUCUGAAGGCCAUACUGGUGUAGUAAGAUGCUUACAAGCUGAUCAUUGGAGAAUUGUAAGUGCUGGAGAUGAUAAAACUCUCAAAGUAUGGAGUCUUGAAACUGGACAAAGAUUUGUCACAUUACGUAACCAUACAGACGGAGUAACUUGUCUUCAGUUUAAUGACGGCGUCAUUGUGUCAGGAUCAUAUGAUCAAACUGUAAAAUUAUGGGAUUUUAGCGUAUGUUAAAUAUUGUGUUUGUGAUAUGCAAAAUAAGAAUAUUUUUUGAAGUGAAUUUUAUAGUCUUCCUUAUGAUUUUAAUUGAAAAAUGAAAUUUUCUUAAAAGCAUAAUUUAUGCUAUGCAUUUAAUUUUAUUUUUAAUUUGAU